Molecule: messenger RNA, 1536 nt
Organism: Fraxinus pennsylvanica
Lineage: Eukaryota; Viridiplantae; Streptophyta; Magnoliopsida; Lamiales; Oleaceae
Source: the annotation of a GenBank genome assembly
AUGCUGAAAGAUGGCAUCGUCAAGGUCAUUUUGGCACACAUCCUGGCUGCAGCCGCCUACGGAAUUAUCUCGGCCGGGGUUAUGCAUUACAGCCAGCGGAAGUCUAAAUCCACGUCGAAAGAGAGCAGUCUUGCUCCGUAUUUGGAUCGAACCGAGUCGGGUCGUGUCGGGAAAAUUGAAAGAUUUUCGCAUUAUGUUGCAAGGCAGCUGGGAUUUAAAGAUGAAAGUGAAUGUCCAGAGGUGAUGAAAUUGGCUUAUGAAUACUUGAAAAGAUCUGAAGGAUGUGAUGAUAAAAUGUAUGAGUAUUUGGCGAAAGAAGCAAAUGCUGAAGAACUUUAUGUGAAAUUGGUGGAGGAAUUUGAGAGAUGCAUCAUUGGAUAUUUUGCCUUCCAUUGGAGUCAAGUUCCUCUCAUGAUAACUCAGGUAUUAAGUGUGAACUCUCAUCAGAAAAAGCUCAAGGAUUUAGUAAUGGCAGCUACAAGGAAACAGAGAUUUGAGAAAAUAAGCAAGGACCUGAAACUGACAAGGAUUUUCUCUACACUGGUGGAGGAGAUGAAAGCCAUUGGAACCACAACAAAUGAAGAAUUAAAUCAAUCGGAGGUGAUGGUGCCAGUUGCUCACAAUGAAAGAAGUCCGCUGCUCCUCCUUAUGGGUGGUGGAAUGGGUGCUGGCAAGAGCACCGUCCUCAAAGACAUUAUGAAAGAAUCAUUCUGGGCAGGAGCCGCAGCGAAUGCAGUGUUAGUGGAGGCAGAUGCAUUCAAAGAGUCGGAUGUCAUCUAUAGAGCUCUUAGCUCCAAGGGUCAUCACCAAGACAUGCUUCAAACUGCAGAAUUGGUCCACCAAUCAUCCACUGAUGCUGCAUCGUCACUCUUGGUAGCCGCACUAAAUGAAGGGCGUGAUGUGAUCAUGGACGGAACCCUAUCAUGGAUACCGUUUGUUGAGCAGACAAUUUGCAUGGCAAGAAAUGUACACAAACACCGGUAUCGCAUGGGAGAGGGUUACCAGGUUGCAGAGGAUGGUACUGUCACUGAAAAUUACUGGGAGCAGAUUGAAGGAGAAGAGGGAGAAGAAGCUAAGAUCAGAAAACCAUAUAAGAUAGAAUUGGUUGGAGUUUUCUGUGAUGCCUAUCUGGCUGUUGUUAGAGGUGUCAGAAGAGCAAUCCAAAUGGGUAGGGCAGUGAGGGUAAAGUCACAGUUGAAGUCCCACAAAAGAUUUGCUAGUGCAUUUCCAAGAUACUGUCAACUUGUUGAUAAUGCAAGGCUAUAUUGCACAAAUGCUCUAGGAGGUCCUCCAAUGUUGAUAGCAUGGAAAGAUGGAAACAGUAAGCUAUUAGUUGAUCCGGAUGAAAUGAAAUGUUUUGCUUCAGUAAGCAAUUUGAAUGACGAAGCAGAAACCAUAUAUGAACUCUAUAGAGAGUCAGACUAUAUAACUCAGCCGGGUUCUGUUUGGAAAGAUAUAGUUUUGUUGCCAGAAAGGGGAAGUCUUCAGCUGGAGCUGAAAACUGCCAUUCAAAGAAUCGAAGUUCAUAUUUCUUAG